UUUUUUAUCAUUAGUUUCUUUAUUCUAUUUGACAAGAAUUAAACAAUUUUGUUAUAUUCAAUUGUUAAACAAUAUGAUUCAUUAUAAUGAUUUAAUUAAUGUAUAUCAAUAUAGUCAAUUGAAUAGGUAUAAUUUAUGUAAUUAUUAUCUUAUAUGGUAUUUUAUAUUAUCUUAUAUAUUUGCAAUUCCAUUUCAUAGAAUACAAUCAGAGAUUACAGUCAGUUUACCGGAUACUUAUCAUUCACAUAUAAAAGAUUAUCAUAUAAUCAAUUUUAAACAAUUAAAUCAAGAGAAUAUAAAUAAAAAUAAACAAAAUACAAGUUUAUCAUUAAAUAAACAAAUGAAUAAUAUUAUAAAUAAUUCUAAUUUAACUACAAUAAAAGAGCAUAGUUUAUAUAAACAGUAUUAUAGACAACAAUUAUAUCAGCCAACAGAAGCUUUACACUUUCAAUCAGGUUCAUAUUUCAUUAAUAAACCAUUACAUGUUAAUACACAUAAUCAAUAUUUAAAUGAAUUGGAACAAUACUAUUCAAAUAUUUGGUUUCAACAAAGAAAACACUUGACAACAUCUAAAUAUCGUUCUAAUUUAUGGACUACAUUACAUGUUGAGAAUUGUUAUGAAGUCAAACCAGCUCCAGACUUGUUAUCUCAAGAAGAAAUUCAUUGGUAUGAAAGAAAUCUAUUCAAUUAUGAUAAUAAAAAACGUUUUUCAAGACAAACUAAAAGAAAAUAUAAAAAUUAUCAUAAGAAGUUACCUGGUUUAAAAAGUCAAUGGCUUCGAAAUAAAAGAAAUUGGAUCAAAUCUCCUAAAAGUUUUGCAUGGCUGACAAGGAAACAGAAUAAAAAUUAUUCUUUAUUGAGGUCAAAACGCUCGGUUCAUGAAAAUGAAAUCACUGCAAAUGAAAAAUUUAAAGUAUCUAGUAACACAGUUGUAACCAAUCAGAAUCAUGGAAAUAAAUCUGCGUUAAAUCAUCAUUCUACAAAUAAUGUUGUUGCUGUAAUUACUGUGCACAAAAUUGCUAUUCGUCCAUCUGUAUUAAUUUUAAAACAAGGAAAUGUUCAAGCACGCAUACAGUAUGUUAUGCAAUUACAUAAAGAAUUAACUGAGCAAUAUCGGCUUAUUUUAGAAGUACGUAUAAAUCCAGAAUUUCCUCCGUUAUACAUAGGAGUUAUCCAGAAUGUAUGUGAUUACUGGCCAGCAAAUGUUCCACAAUCAAAAUGUUCAUUGAAAAGACCUAGAUUUUAUCAGAAAAAUACAAUGUGCUUUUGUAAUAUGCCACCGGGUAUUUAUAGACAACGUGUGAAAUUGAAUCUUAACAAUAUUCUAGAUGAACUUGAAUUACCGCGAUUUUUAGUUAAUUUCUUAUUUUCUGAUAAGAAACUUGAUGUUCAUAUUACAAUCAAACUAGAAAUGGAAAAUAAAGAUCUUGUAGGUUGUAUGAAAGUGAAAUUACCAUUACAAUUCAUAUCUGCAUAGAAAAAAAUCAAAUGCCUCAUACU
Messenger RNA from Schistosoma spindalis, 1500 nucleotides. The record is from the annotation of a GenBank genome assembly. NCBI's taxonomy places the organism in Eukaryota, Metazoa, Platyhelminthes, Trematoda, Strigeidida, Schistosomatidae.